AUGGAACAAGAGUUGAGAAACUUAAGCAAGGUAUGGAUCUCUGCUUUAGUCUCCAUCUGUUAUUGUUAUUUUAUCUCAUGUAGAAUCUCCAAAGGUGUUCUUCGGCUCAUCACCAUUCUUCCAGUCAGUGUUCUGUUUCUUGUUCUUCCUUUGUCCUUCUCUUCUGUGCAUUUUUGCGUUAUUUCAGCUCUUUUUUUAUCAUGGCUCGCAAAUUUCAAGCUUAUGCUCUUUGCUUUUGAUCAAGGACCUUUGUAUCCACUUCCUGCUAAUCUCUACCGUUUCAUCUGCUAUGCUUGUUUCCCCAUCAAAAUCAGACAAAACCCAUCUCCAAGUGGCAUCGCAAAUCGUCUUCGUAAGAACAAACCUAUACCUAAAUUUGUUUUUGCUGUCAAAAUUUUGAUCUUUGGUGUCUUGCUACAUAUCUAUGAAUACAGCGACAGUUUACCUCGGUUUGCUGUUUUGAGUAUAUAUUGUCUCCAUAUAUACCUUGAGUUGGAACUUGUUUUGGUCUUUGUCGGGGGCGUGGUAUCUACUCUUCUUGGCUGUGACAUCGAGCCGGUUUUCAAUGAGCCCUACCUAGCCACCUCUCUACAGGACUUUUGGAGCCGCAGAUGGAACCUCAUGGUUUCAGCUGUCCUACGAUCAACCGUCCACAUUCCGGUUCAGCGUUUUUGCACACGCUUUCUCGGUCCAGGCGCAGCUGUGUUAGUAGGUGUCAUGGCCUCGUUCCUUGUCUCGGGUUUGAUGCACGAGUUGAUCUACUUUUACGCAAUCCGUCUGCCUCCAACUUGGGAGGUCACUUGUUUCUUUGUGUUGCACGGUGUAGCCACUACCACAGAGAUAGCGGUGAAGAGAACUCUGCGGUGGAGACCACCGCAUAGGGCUGUUUCAGGUCUCGGGGUUCUAGCGUUUGUGAGCGUUACUGGCGUUUGGCUCUUCCUCCCUCAACUGCUGAGAAAUAAUGUUCAUGAAAGAGCGAUUAGUGAAUGUUUGUUGGUUAUUGACAUUGCCAAACGCACGUUGUUCAUUUCUUCUUCAUGAUUCUUAUUUUUUUCCUAAUAUAAACUACAAAUACUAAUAGCAAAGGAACCACCCUUUAGAAGUUCUCUUCAUUGUGUGAAAACGUAUUUAGAAGUGUGAGACGUGUUGUUUAGUUCACUCCUUACAAAGUUUAACAUGUUGCUAGCUUGAUUUGAUAAAUGAAUUUGACAAAAUAUAUUGCUGCUUCUUUAUGUUUUAGUUGUAUCA
Molecule: messenger RNA, 1248 nt
Organism: Brassica napus (rape)
Lineage: Eukaryota; Viridiplantae; Streptophyta; Magnoliopsida; Brassicales; Brassicaceae
Product: probable long-chain-alcohol O-fatty-acyltransferase 1
Exons: 1
Coding region: 1-1041 (346 amino acids)
Biological process (GO): lipid metabolic process
Source: RefSeq, a predicted model, not a curated record